Molecule: messenger RNA, 2239 nt
Organism: Sarcophilus harrisii (Tasmanian devil)
Lineage: Eukaryota; Metazoa; Chordata; Mammalia; Dasyuromorphia; Dasyuridae
Gene: OPN1SW
Product: opsin 1, short wave sensitive
Exons: 5
Coding region: 799-1839 (346 amino acids)
Biological process (GO): visual perception; G protein-coupled receptor signaling pathway; phototransduction
Cellular component (GO): membrane; photoreceptor outer segment
Molecular function (GO): G protein-coupled receptor activity
Source: RefSeq, a predicted model, not a curated record
UCUGUUUCUCCCAAAUAUCGAUUCUGACUCUGUCCUGGCUCCUUGCUGCCUGCUCUGUCCAUAUAAAAUGGGGACAUGAACCCUCUUGCCUCUGGCCCUGUUCAAGUUAUGGGGGAAAAUUUGCUUUAGAGCCCUGGGCUCUAUGUCACUGCCAUGGUGUUCUUGGGGGUGACCUCACUGACUCUGGGCAUCCCCUCCCGAGCUGGCUCACAGCCUGUCGGCACUGAUGCCAUGGUCCUGGGUCCCCUGUCCGUUCCGGCUUCUCAUCCUGAAAGGAGGAGAUAAUUUGGGGGCUGAGGGGAGGGAGGUCUGGGGAGAGGGCAGCGGCAGGAUGGUAGAUUCCCUCCCUCAGCUAAGGUGAGGAAGGGCUGAGAGCAGGGAGCCUUGUUGUGGAGCAGGACCCCCCCCCCCCCAGGGCACCGGUGUGGAGUAACAGGAAGCGGCCUCUGGAGCUCUUACAGGCUGACAAAGGAGGUGAUGAAAAGAGCCCAGUUUGUGUGCCCAUUUCCCGUGUCCUGGUCUUCCCAGGCCUCUCUCCUCAUGCCCUAAACCCAGCCUCAAACUCCCUGACAGUAUACCAAUAGCUCCGGGGUCACGGAACAAAAUAACAGGGGGAUUAGGGAGCUCAAGAAUCCCUAAUCCCAAACUUUGUAUUUAGGAUUUAAUUUCCUCCCUGAUCUUCCAGGGGACCCAUAAGUGGCUUUGAGGGACUUUUCAAGGUGGUUUGUGGUAGGGGUGGGGAGACAUAAUCUAUAAGAGGAAGCAAGUGGGCAUACUGAUAGACAAUCCAAGAGCAAGAUGUCAGGGGAUGAGGAGUUCUACCUGUUUAAGAACAUCUCGCCGGUGGGCCCAUGGGAUGGCCCCCAGUACCACAUUGCUCCGGCCUGGGCCUUCCACUUGCAGACGGCUUUCAUGGGCUUUGUCUUCUUCGCAGGGACGCCCCUCAAUGGCGUGGUGCUCAUUGCCACACUUCGCUACAAGAAGCUGCGCCAGCCACUCAACUACAUCCUGGUCAACAUCUCUUUGGCCGGUUUCAUCUUCUGUGUCUUCUCUGUCUUCACGGUCUUUGUGUCUAGCUCCCAAGGCUACUUCGUCUUUGGCCGCCAUGUCUGUGCGAUGGAGGGCUUCCUGGGCUCUGUGGCAGGUUUGGUGACGGGCUGGUCACUGGCCUUCCUUGCCUUUGAGCGCUUCAUUGUCAUCUGUAAACCUUUUGGCAACUUCCGCUUCCAUUCCAAGCAUGCAACGAUGGUGGUCCUGGCUACUUGGGUCAUCGGCAUUGGGGUUUCCAUCCCACCCUUCUUUGGCUGGAGCCGGUAUAUUCCCGAAGGCCUGCAGUGCUCCUGUGGCCCUGACUGGUACACAGUAGGCACAAAAUACCGCAGCGAAUACUACACGUGGUUCCUCUUCAUUUUCUGUUUCAUUGUGCCUCUCUCCCUCAUCUGCUUCUCCUACUCGCAGCUGCUGGGAGCCCUCCGAGCCGUUGCAGCCCAGCAACAAGAGUCAGCCACCACACAGAAAGCAGAGCGGGAGGUGAGUCGCAUGGUGGUGGUGAUGGUGGGCUCCUUCUGCCUCUGCUAUGUGCCCUAUGCCGCCCUGGCCAUGUACAUGGUCAACAAUAGGAACCACGGGCUGGACCUACGGCUUGUCACCAUCCCUGCCUUCUUCUCUAAGAGUGCUUGCGUCUACAACCCCAUCAUCUACUGCUUCAUGAACAAGCAGUUCCAUGCCUGCAUCAUGGAGAUGAUAUGUAAAAAGCCAAUGACAGAUGAUUCUGAAACAACCAGCUCUCAGAAAACUGAAGUCUCCACUGUUUCCUCAAGCCAAGUUGGGCCUAGUUAAGGGACCUCAUAGAGACCCUUCACCAACCAGAUCAACUUGCCUGGGUUUGUCUUCUGUUCAAUUCUUAGAAGAUGAUGGCCAUAUGUGGGCAAGUCUGCAGUAGGUAUUCAGUAUCAUUUUUCUCCAAAUCCUUUCUGCCCUCAUCUUAAUGAAAUGUUAAUAGCUCUUCUUGAUUUGUUGCCUCCCUAAACUAGUGGUUAUCUCAGACUGUAUCGAUGUAGCUUCUGUUCUGAAACAAUUUUCACAUGGACUCUGAAGGAAUUAUUUUCAUGUAGUUUGAUCACUGUAUCCUGAAAUAAUUUUUCCUCCUCUACCUUUACAAGGCCUUGAAAAAUUAGGUCAGAUCCAUAUAUGCAAAAAUGUUUGUGGCAGCCCUUUUUAUUGCGACAAGAAACUGAAU